UCUACACCAACACAAACACCAAAAGCCACCUACUUCUGCUUUUUAUUUCAAUUUUGACCUUCUCAACUCAACAUCCCACUUUCGCUCACUCAAUUAGAGUUUCUCCUUUGUCAUUUCAAUUUAAUUUAACUUUGCCGUUAUCUUCAACGUAUUAGACUGUGAAGAAGAUCUGUAGGGUCUGUUUCUAUAUUGGCGUUUUCUUUGUAUUUUACUCCCUCUAGUCAGACCCUUUCAUUUUUUUCUCUUUUAAUUUUCUUCUUCUUAUGUAUGUGAAACCGAAGAAUAAAGUUUCUUUUACUGGCGGCGUUCGUUGAAUUUUCUCUCGGGAAUAUUUUAGGAUUUGGGCUUUAUCGGAGAAAUAUUUUGAACCGCUAGUUUCAUUGCUAGAUUCUGAGCUUGAGAUUUGAGGUUGAUUCAGUUUGGAACUUGGGAAUUUGAGAAGACUUGGAAAAAGGGUAUGUUCUUUUUGCUGCUUAUACAUCUUGUCUAGGGCUUGAUUUCUGUUGGUUUUGGUGAAAAUUUUGUGAAGUUUGAUCUGUUCAAGCUUGAAUUCUUCUUAACGUUUGGCUUGGGGUUGCUUAAAGCUUCAAUUUGGAGGUUGAGUACUUUUAUGUUCUAGUUUUGCAGUUUCUUGACUUGUUGGCGUUGAGAGGGAAUUUGAUAUUGGGCUGUGGGAGAGAAUUAUUCAGUUUUCUCAUAGGAUUACUGAUUCUGUUUGAGACGGAAUUUGUAGAGUUGUGGGACUUGUUGUGAAGGUUUUGGGUGGUCUAAGUUGGUGGAAAUGAGAAGCAAAUCAAUACUUGAUUUGUUAAAGCUAGUACUUUGGGUUUUUGGUCGUGGGGAGAUCGGUUAUAUUUUGGCUUGAAUUUGGAGUUAUGGUGUUCUAUUUAAAGCUUUUUAGUGGUUUGAUUUUGUGAUUAUUUGAUAAAUUUGUGUAAAGCUGUUGGAGUACUGUUAGAAUUGAGAUUCUCAAAAUGGAUAACUCAAAAAAUAGGCAUAAUAAUGAUCAUUUGGGUGUGAAUAAGAUGGGUAAGAAUAUAAGGAAGAGUCCUUUGCACCAACCAAAUUUUACUGCCAAUAACAAUGCUAAUAGGCAACAACCCCAGCCUCAGGUUUACAACAUAAGCAAGAAUGAUUUCAGGAACAUUGUGCAGCAGCUCACUGGUUCACCUUCACAAGAACCUUUACCUAGACCUUCCCAAAAUCCACCUAAAACCCAGAGUAUGCGGUUGCAGAAGAUACGACCACCCCCAUUAACACCCAUUAAUCGACCUCAUAUCCCCCCUAUGGUCCCUGCUCCUGCUCCUGCUCCUGCUCGGCUUCCACCCCCUGUUCCUUACAAUAAUAACCUUGGGAGGCCUCCUGCUCCUUAUAGACAACCAAUGCCACAAUAUGGACAACUACAACCAGUGGCACCAUGGGACAACUCUGCUUGGCCAAAUAUAGCUGAGUCUCCUAUUUCAGCUUUCAUGCGUGACCUUCAAAAUGUUAUCGGAGAUUCUGGUCCUGGGGGAAACCAAGCUCCACCUAAUCCACAUGCACAAUUACAUCCACCACCUCAAGUUCACCCUCCACUGCCGCCAUCUGGUUUGCUUCCAAACCCACCUAUGCCUGGUCUUCCCUCACCUAGAGUAAAUGGUCCAGGUCCAGUCCCAUUGAUGCCUAAUUUCCCUUCCCCACGAAUGAAUGGUCCUCCACUCUUACCGUCACCAACCUCUCAGUUCCUGUUGCCAUCUCCUACUGGUUACGUGAACUUGUUCUCACCACAUUCGCCUUAUCCAUUGCUGUCUCCAGGGGCUCAGUUUCCUCCACCACUGACACCUAAUUUUGCAUUUUCUCCAAUGGCUCAGUCUGGGAUUUUAGGUCCAGGGCCUCAACCGCCACUGUCUCCUGGUGCUUUUUUUCCAUUAUCACCUUCAGGAUUUUUCCCUAGCGCAAGUCCAAGAUGGAGAGAUCAAUAACCAAGGCAGAACUGUUAUCAAUGGGAAAUUCAUUUGUGAAAAUGUAAUGUACAAUUGUGUGAUAGGUCCUAUGAAAAGUUUGUAGUCUUCUUUUCUUCUGUCUAUUCUUGUAAGUUUAUUGUCCUUUUUUAUUGAUACCCAUGCUGCAGCUUCUUUUAGAAUUGAGUUUGCUGCAUCUGUAAUGCUUUUUUGUUCUUGGGAAGGUUUGCAUAAGGUGCAAUAGUGAAGAUCUUACAACUCAACUGGUUACACGGACAGGACAGCUUUAGCUUGAAAGGAAUUAGGAAUACAGAAAUCAAAUUUUAUGUGUAGGCAACCUAGUGGAAAAAUUCUUGUGUCCCUCUAAUAUUCAAAGCCCUGAUCUUUUGUUUAUUGUACCAUUUCUUGUUCAAUAAAUUGUUGAAUCAUUUCAAAAUUUUAGGUUUA
Messenger RNA from Mangifera indica (mango), 2387 nucleotides. RefSeq names its product protein HAIKU1-like. The coding region runs from base 975 to 1961 and encodes 328 amino acids. The transcript has a single exon. The record is from RefSeq and is a predicted model, not a curated record. Lineage: Eukaryota; Viridiplantae; Streptophyta; Magnoliopsida; Sapindales; Anacardiaceae.